This is a messenger RNA of Umbelopsis ramanniana AG, 1238 nucleotides long. RefSeq lists its product as uncharacterized. The record is from RefSeq and is a predicted model, not a curated record. NCBI's taxonomy places the organism in Eukaryota, Fungi, Mucoromycota, Umbelopsidomycetes, Umbelopsidales, Umbelopsidaceae. The coding region runs from base 14 to 1066 and encodes 350 amino acids. The transcript has 2 exons.
UACCAACUGAACCAUGUCUGAAUCCCAAAACACCAUCGUCGUUACUGGAGGAGAAACCUUUAUUGGCUACAACAUUGCUCUCCGUCUCUGUGAGGAAAUGGAACGUAGACGCUCCUCCAAGAACUAUAAGGUCCGCGUGCUCUGCUCGAACAAGGAGGGUCUGGAGAAGCUUCAAAAGCGUGGUGCUGAAAUCCAUGUUGUCCGCUACGAGGAUCAAGAAAAUCUUCGUCAGUACUUGAGACACGUUUCAUUGGUUGUCCUUACUCUAAAUGACCGUGAACAGCGUGCCCAGGAUGCUCGUAACAUCAUUGAGGCUGCCCAACAAGAAAGAAGCCAGAGUAUCCAAUUGAUCUCUCACAUCGGUUGCGACCGUGCCAACGAGAACCAGCGUGGUCUUUAUGACUUCCAGCAGGUUGAGGAGUGUCUCAAGAACAAGUACCAGAAUGGCAGAUGGGUUAUCCUCCGUUUGAACUUUGUACAACAAUGGUUCUACUUGUGGUCUCCUAUGAUUGAAGACCAUGGCAAGCUUCGUCUUAAUGUUAACGAAGACAGCAAGUUUUCCCCUGUUAGCAUGAACGAUGUCUUGGAUGCCAGUGUCAAAGUAGCCUGCAAGAACCAAAAUGAUGAAGAGUUCUGUGUUUGCGAACAGUACAAUCAGAAGACCCUCCAAUUCACUGGCCGAGAUGCUAUCAGCGCUCGGGAAAUUGCCAAUGAACUCAGCCGUGCCGUGGAAGGCAGACAAAUUCAAUUUGAAAGCAUUUCCAAGGAAGAAAUGAAGCAGUACUUUGAGCAAAUUCGCCAAGACCAGCGCAUGCUCCUCUCCUCCAUGCAAGUAUUUGAGAAGUCUUCACAAGACUCCCAGACCAAGCACGACAAGGAGAACCUCAUUCCCCAAGGCAAAUAUCUCACCGAUGCUGUUAUCAAUCAAACCUUGAAUUACUUGGAACUCGUCAGAGAAAACCAGGUCAACCAGGUUACUUCUGACAUCCGCAAGGUCACCGGCAAUGAGCCCAUCAGCUUGAAGAACUUCUUUAAGGAUAACCGUGAUCAAUUCCGCGGUCGUUAAUCUGUUCAAAUUACACUUUGCGCGAACCUUUGACAACACAUGAAAGUUCGAAUAGGAAAACCUUCCAUUAGCUCAUGUUUUUCAGUUUUUUUCUUUCUUAUUUUCUUCUUCUCGUACAUGUGUUUAGUUUCUGUAGCAAUCGUACCAGGCUCAAUCCAAAUAAAAAAGAUAU